Molecule: messenger RNA, 6306 nt
Organism: Pistacia vera
Lineage: Eukaryota; Viridiplantae; Streptophyta; Magnoliopsida; Sapindales; Anacardiaceae
Product: rRNA biogenesis protein RRP5
Exons: 40
Coding region: 151-5919 (1922 amino acids)
Biological process (GO): rRNA processing
Cellular component (GO): small-subunit processome; nucleus; nucleolus
Molecular function (GO): protein binding; RNA binding
Source: RefSeq, a predicted model, not a curated record
UCUGUUCAGUGUCAACACGAGACGACAACAAGCUCGCUGUGAGCUCUUGGCAGUCGUCACGAAACAACAACUCUAAUUUUGAAUCUCUCUGAACUCUGAAGCUUUACAAAAUCUACCAAAUAAUUACGCUAGGGUUUUCAAAUUAACACAAUGGCGGCGACUUCUAAAAAAUCGCAGAAGAGGAAGUCGAAAGACGGACCAAAGCUUAACAAAGCGUCCAAGAAGCCGUUCAAAGCCGCGAAGAAAGAGUCGAGUGACGCCGCUGCUUUGCAGCUUGCGGACGACGAUGUUCCCGUCUUUCCUCGAGGUGGGGGAAGUACUUUGAGUCAAAGAGAGCGGGACGAAAUCUAUGCUGAAGUUGAUGCGGAACUUGAGGCGGAGGAGAGGGGCUUAAAUAAGAAGAAGAAGAAGAAGAAGUUGCAGAGGAAGAGUAAUGAAGCUGUUGAUGAUUUGGGUUCACUUUUUGGCGAUGGUAUUACUGGCAAACUGCCUAGAUAUGCCAAUAAGAUUACUUGGAAGAAUAUUUCACCUGGAAUGAGGCUUUGGGGAGUUGUUGCUGAAGUGAAUGAGAAAGACCUUGUAAUAAGUCUUCCAGGGGGCUUACGUGGAUUAGCUCGUGCCACUGAUGCGCUCGAUCCUGUUUUAGAUACUGAAGUUGAGGAUAGUGAAGGUAAUCUCCUUCCAACUAUAUUCCAUGUUGGGCAGCUGGUUUCUUGCACUGUUUUGCAGUUGGAUGAUGACAAGAAAGAGAAUGGGAAAAGAAAGAUCUGGCUUUCUUUGCGCCUUUCUUUGUUGCACAAAGGCUUUACCUUGGAUGCUGUUCAAGAAGGAAUGGUCCUUACUGCAUAUGUGAAGAGCAUUGAGGAUCAUGGUUAUAUUCUUCAUUUUGGAUUGCCUUCUUUUACUGGGUUUUUGCCAAAAAAAAGCCAAGCUGAAAGCAGGGGGAUUGAAGUGAAGCCUGGGCAACUUUUACAAGGUGUUGUUAGAAGCAUUGAUAGAACUCGUAAAGUGGUUUACCUGAGUUCUGACCCAGAUACAGUGUCUAAAUGCGUAACCAAAGAUCUUAAAGGAAUUUCAAUUGAUCUUCUGAUUCCAGGCAUGAUGGUCAGUGCUCGUGUACAGUCAAUCCUUGAAAAUGGAAUAAUGUUAUCGUUCCUCACAUACUUCACUGGAACUGUUGACAUAUUUCAUUUACAAAAUACAUUCCCUACUACAAACUGGAGGAAUGACUACAGUCAAAAUAAGAAGGUUAAUGCUCGGAUAUUAUUCGUUGAUCCCUCUAGUAGAGCUAUUGGUUUGACCCUGAAUCCAUAUCUUCUUCACAACAAAGCUCCUCCUUCACAUGUUAAAAUUGGAGAUAUUUAUGAUCAGUCAAAAGUGGUUAGGGUUGAUAGAGGGCUGGGUCUGCUUCUUGACAUCCCUACCACUCCAGCAUCAAUUCCGGCAUAUGUCAGUAUAUCUGAUGUUGCUGAAGAGGAAGUGAAGAAACUGGAAAAAAAGUACAAGGAAGGAACCCGUGUUCGUGUUCGAAUUCUUGGGUUUAGGCACUUGGAGGGGCUUGCAACUGGGAUUCUGAAGGCCAGUGCUUUUGAAGGGUCAGUGUUUACCCACUCGGAUGUCAUGCCAGGGAUGGUGGUGAGGGCUAAAGUGAUACAUGUUGAUAGUUUUGGUGCUAUUGUGCAAUUUCCUGGAGGUGUGAAGGCACUUUGUCCGCUUCGACAUAUGUCAGAAUUUGAAAUUGUGAAGCCUGGAAAAAAAUUUAAGGUUGGGGCUGAAUUGGUGUUCCGCGUGCUUGGUGUUAAAUCAAAGAGGAUUACAGUUACGCAUAAGAAAACACUGGUGAAAUCGAAGCUUGGAAUUGUAAGUUCAUAUGCUGAUGCGACUGAUGGAUUGAUAACGCAUGGAUGGAUAACGAAGAUUGAGAAGCACGGUUGCUUUGUCCGGUUUUACAAUGGAGUCCAAGGCUUUGCUUCUAGAUCUGAGCUUGGAUUAGAUCCUGGGUGUGAACCAAGUUCUAUGUAUCAUGUUGGACAAGUUGUCAAAUGCAGAGUAGCGAGUUCUAUUCCUGCUUCACGACGCAUCAACCUUAGUUUCUUAAUGAAGCCUAUAAGGGUUUCUGAAGAUGAUUUGGUCAAGUUGGGUAGCAUAGUUUCUGGAGUGGUUGAUGUAGUAACCCCCAAUGCAGUAAUCGUGUAUGUUAAUGCUAAAGGUUACUCGAAGGGUACAAUUUCUACUGAACAUUUGGCAGACCACCAUGGGCAUGCUACUUUGAUGAAGUCAGUCAUAAAGCCUGGGUAUGAGUUUGAUCAGCUGCUGGUCCUAGAUAUUGAGGGCAACAGCUUGUUACUCUCUGCGAAAUAUUCUCUAAUCAACUCUGGCCAACAGCUUCCUUCCGAUGUCAGUCAUAUCCAUCCCCACACGGUUGUCCAUGGGUACAUUUGCAACUUAAUUGAAACUGGUUGCUUUGUCCGCUAUCUUGGGCGCCUGACUGGCUUUGCUCCUAGAAGCAAGGCAAUGGACGACCAGAGAGCUGAUCUUUCGAAAGCUUUUUAUGUUGGGCAAUCUGUUCGCAGCAAUAUAGUUGAUGUCAAUAAUGAUACAGGUAGAAUUACACUGUCUUUGAAGCAGUCAUGCUGUUCCUCAACAGAUGCAUCCUUCAUUCAAGAAUACUUCGUAUUGGAAGAGAAGGUUGCAAUGUUGCAAUCAUCAGACCCCAAAGGAUCAGAGUUAAAGUGGGUGGAAGGAUUUACCAUUGGCAGUGUCAUUGAAGGCAAAAUUCAGGAGGCAAAGGAUGUUGGAGUGGUUGUCAGUUUUGAAAAACACAGUGAUGUUUUUGGCUUUAUUACUCAUUAUCAGUUAGGUGGAGCUAUCGUGGAAGAAGGCUCUGUCAUUCUAGCUGCGGUUCUUGAUGUUGCCAAGACAGAACGCCUUGUUGAUUUAUCUCUGAAAACAGAGUUCAUUGACAGAGCCAGAGAACAAAGUUCAAGCAGCCAGACUCACAAGAAGAAACGCAAAAGAAAAGCAUCCAAGGACUUGGAGGUGCAUCAGACAGUAAAUGCAGUUGUGGAGAUUGUGAAAGAGAAUUACUUGGUUCUUUUGUUGCCAGAGUAUGAUUAUGCUAUAGGAUAUGCAUCUUUAUCAGACUACAACAUACAAAAUUUUCCACUGAAACAAUUUGUAAAUGGACAAAGUGUAAUUGCUACCAUUAUGGCCCUUCCAAGUCCUUCAACUGCUGGGAGGUUGCUUUUGCUUCUUAAAUCUGUUAGUGAAGUCAGUGAGACUUCCAGUUCCAAGAGGUCCAAAAAAAAAUCUGCAUACAGCAUUGGAUCUUUGGUUCAGGCAGAGAUUACUGAAAUUAAGCCUCUGGAACUGAGACUGAAAUUUGGAAUUGGUUUCCAUGGGAGGGUUCACAUAACAGAGGUGAACGAUGAUAAGAAUAAUAUUCCAGAAAAUCCAUUCAGCAACUUUAGAGUUGGGCAAACAGUGACUGCAAGGAUUGUAGCCAAGUCUAAUCAACCAGAUAAUAAGAAAAGCCACCAUUGGGAGCUGUCCAUCAAACCCACACUAGUAACAGGUUCCUCUGAAUUAGAGAGCAAGCUUUUGAGUGAAGAAUUUGAUUUUUCUACUGGGCAAUGUGUCACCGGUUAUGUGUAUAAAGUGGACAGUGAAUGGGCUUGGUUAACAGUAUCUCGAGAAGUGAAGGCUCAGCUUUUUAUCCUUGACAGUGCCUGUGAACCUAGUGAACUUCAAGAAUUCCAGAAAUUCUUACAUGUGGGAAAAGCUGUUACUGGUCAUGUUUUGAGUAUCAAUAGGGAGAAGAAGUUGUUGCGCUUGGUGAGGCUGCCUUUUGGUCAUCAAGGAAGCAAUAAGAUGGAUGAUAAUAAAAUUUCAGAUGAUAAUACUGCAGCUCAUAUAAAUGAAGGAGAUAUUGUUGGUGGCAGGAUUUCCAAAAUACUUCCAGGUGUUGGUGGAUUGGUUGUGCAAAUUGGUCCUCAUAUGUUUGGUAGGGUUCAUUUUGUGGAACUCAAGGAUUCAUGGGUUCAUGAUCCAUUGUCUGGAUAUCAUGAAGGUCAAUUUGUCAAGUGCAAGGUCUUAGAAAUCAGUCGUUCUAUUAAGGGAACCAUUCAUGUUGAUCUUUCGUUACGUUUAUCAUUAGAUGGCAUGCGCGGUCGAAGUUCUUCCGAUCUCUCCAUUGAUGUAGAUACUCCUGGCAAUCGUUUGGAAAAGAUUGAGGAUCUAUCCCCUAAUAUGGCUGUACAGGGUUAUGUUAAGCAUGUUACAUCGAAAGGAUGUUUUAUAUUGCUAUCACGGAAGCUUGAUGCCAAAAUUCUCCUCUCAAAUUUGUCGGAUGGAUUUGUUGAAAGUCCUGAAAAAGAAUUUCCUGUUGGAAAACUUGUGGUUGGCAGGGUGUUAUCUGUGGAGCCUUUGUCGAAGCGGGUUGAAGUUACCUUGAAAACAUUGAAUUCCAGCAAUGCUUCAAAAUCAGAAAUGAAUGAUUUAAGUAGUCUGCAUGUUGGAGAUAUAGUUUCAGGGAGGAUUAAGCGGGUGGAGUCAUAUGGUUUAUUUAUCAUAAUUGACAGAACAACCUUGGUUGGAUUAUGCCAUGUGUCAGAGAUUUCAGAUGAUCGCGUUGAAAAUAUUGACACUAAAUACAGAGCUGGGGAGAAAGUUAUGGUUAAGAUAUUGAAGGUGGAUGAGGAGAAGCGCCGAAUUUCACUUGGGAUGAAGAAUUCGUAUUUUAGUGGUGAUAAUGACCUUCAAAUGCUUUCAGAAGAAGAGACUGACGAAGAUAUUGAAGAAAAUGGUUCUCACAACCAUUCAUCAAUGUUGGACGGCAGUUUACCUGCUGCUGAGGAUAGUGACGAUGAGUCUGAAGAUGGAGAAGAUAUGGUUCUUUCUCAGUCAGAAUCUAGGGCUUCUGUUCCUCCGCUUGAGGUCACUCUUGAAGACAUAGAACAGCCUGACGUGGAUAAUGUAGUUGGUCAGAGCACAGAGCACAUUGAUGAGGCAGAUAACAAGGAUGAGAAGAACAAACGACGUGCAAAGAAGAAAGCAAAGGAAGAGAGGGAGCUAGAAAUUAGGGCUGCCGAGGAAAGACUAUUAGAGAAGGAUGCACCAAAAACUCCAGAUGAAUUUGAGAGACUGGUUAGAAGCUCCCCAAAUAGCAGUUUUGUUUGGAUAAAGUACAUGGCUUUCAUGCUCUCUUUGGCUGACGUCGAGAAAGCCCGCUCUAUCGCUGAAAGGGCUUUGAGAACAAUAAACAUCCGAGAAGAGAACGAGAAGCUAAAUAUAUGGGUUGCUUAUUUUAACUUGGAAAAUGAAUAUGGAAAUCCUCCAGAGGAAGCUGUCGUAAAACUAUUUCAAAAAGCAUUGCAGUAUUUGGAUCCCAAAAAGGUCCAUCUAGCACUCUUGGCCAUGUACGAAAGGACUGAUCAACAUAAAUUGGCUGAUGAGCUUCUUGAGAAAAUGACCAAGAAGUUCAAGCAUUCAUGCAAGGUUUGGUUACGGCGGGUGCAGAGGAUUUUGAAGCAACAAAAAGAUGGAGUUCAGUCUGUGGUACAACGUGCUUUGCUAAGUCUUCCGCGCCACAAACAUAUUAAAUUUAUCUCGCAAACUGCUAUACUUGAGUUCAAAACAGGGGUCCCAGAUAGAGGGCGAUCCAUGUUUGAAGGAAUUUUGCGCGAGUACCCAAAGAGAACAGACUUGUGGAGUAUUUACCUUGAUCAGGAGAUUCGACUUGGAGAUGUUGAUUUGAUUCGUUCACUAUUCGAGAGGGCUACCAGCUUGAGUCUCCCACCCAAAAAAAUGAAAUUCUUAUUCAAAAAGUAUCUGGAGUACGAGAAAUCUGUUGGUGAUGAAUCACGAAUAGAAUAUGUAAAACACAGAGCCAUGGAAUACGUUGAAAGCACACUAGCUUGAUAGUUUCUGGGUUUCUCUUACUUUUCCCUGGUUUUCAUCUUCGGUUUUCAACCAUCCUCGAGUUAUAGCUGUCUGUGCUGUACAGUUGAAAGAAUUUUAUCAAGUUACAAUAAUACAGUUUUGCUUCAUGGCAGUGAAGAGGUGCCAGGUGCCAGAAAAUUAUUACUAACUCAAUUGACACAGGUGCCAGAAAAUUAUUACUAACUCAAUUGACACAGGUGCCGAGAAGAGAACGUUGCAAUUUUGUAGUUGUAGAAAUGAUUUAUGUCAGUUCUGUUAAGUGGAUUUUUGGACUUUUUGUAUUUUAGAGAAUUCAAGUGUAGAUAUUAUUAUUAUUAUAGACGACAAAGAAGAAUUUCUUGUGGUCUUUUUUUAUCCUGUUUUAUG